Trichomonas vaginalis G3 is the source of this 717-nucleotide messenger RNA. Its product is annotated as KilA, N-terminal/APSES-type HTH, DNA-binding family. NCBI's taxonomy places the organism in Eukaryota, Parabasalia, Trichomonadida, Trichomonadidae. The transcript has a single exon. The record is from RefSeq and is a predicted model, not a curated record. Bases 1 to 717 code for a protein of 238 amino acids.
AUGCAAAGUAUUUUGACAGCAUGUUUUGAACCAGAUACUAAGAAACCACAAGACUGGUUUAGGAACCAAAGCACUAUUGAACUAUUAAAUGAAGCUGAAAAUUCGACUACGGAUUUUUCCGUAGUCGCAAAAACUCGAGUAAGUAAAAAACCCCAGUCGCCAAAACUCUAUGAAAAUCGUGAAAAAUUGCCAAACGGUUUGAGAGGAUAUUAUGUACAUAGACUUCUUGUAAAUGCUGUUGCAAUGUGGGCUUCAACUCGUUAUGCUUGGUAUAUUUACAGACUUCUUGACGAAAUUCAUAGACAAGAACGUGAAGAGCUAGAGAACAAGCUUGAAGCAAAAGACAAAAACAUACAGAAAAGAAUACCACGUUCGGUACCAAAAGGAAAGGAAAAGAACUAUAAGUAUAUGAUUUAUACUGAAGAGAUGGAAAAUGAAGAAGACAGAGAUAUGGUUAUGUUGCAUUUAGUCAGAAGAAACAACAAAAGCUUUUACGACCUUGCUAAGAUUUACAAAUCUGACAGAAAUUGGUUCUAUCGCGAAAACUUACCGAUUUCAAUGACACCGAAUGAAGAUGUUAAACAGAUAGUUCAAGAUACGUUACCUCAAACACACUAUGAUAUGAAAGGUUGUACAAUACUUACAUUCAAAGAAGAUUUGCCGCUACUGAAAGAAAAAAUAACAGAGUAUUUUGACAACUUCAAACAAGCAGAGUAG